Messenger RNA from Lachnellula hyalina, 768 nucleotides. It is a transcript of the gene SPCC550.08, whose product is annotated as putative N-acetyltransferase. NCBI's taxonomy places the organism in Eukaryota, Fungi, Ascomycota, Leotiomycetes, Helotiales, Lachnaceae. The coding region runs from base 1 to 768 and encodes 255 amino acids. The record is from RefSeq and is a predicted model, not a curated record. The transcript is spliced from 3 exons. Gene Ontology annotation, molecular function: acyltransferase activity, transferring groups other than amino-acyl groups.
AUGGCGCAGAAUAGUAAUAAUAAUGGCACUAUGACUCUUGAAAAGAAACGCAGCCUCUCCCCAGAAUCUUCUGAUGAAGUCCGCGUACUCGGCAUCGCCGAAUAUGAGCAAGCUGCCCAAUGCCUCUCUGAAGCCUUUGCGGUCGAUGAAGUAGCAAGGUAUUUCGUAGAUACGGAUGAUAUGUCCGCCUACUCCGAGGAGUACAAAUGGAAGCUUCAUUGCGAUAUCAUCCGUUAUCUCACUGCUGCCCAUUGCUACAGCGGCAUCGUCACAACUAUUGGUCCUGAUUACGACGCUGUCGCACUUUGGCUCGCACCCGGAACAAACGUCGAUAGCUUCUGGACGAUUCUCCGCAGCGGUCUUUGGAGACUCUACUACAAGCUCUCGGCCGAAGGCAAGACGCGUUUCUUCAAAGAGUUCUUCCCGCUCUUACACGACACCAAGCAGGAUGUGAUGGGUGCGCGGGACGAUGACUCCUACUAUCUCGUCUACCUGGGCAGCAAGCCUUCGGCGCGUGGCAAGGGGUAUGCGAGGAAGUUGAUCCAGCAUAUGACUUCCAAGGCAGACAUCGAGAACAAAGCUAUGUAUCUUGAAUCCAGCUCCGAGACUAACCUACCCUAUUACAAGAAAUAUGGGUUUCUUCAUAAAAUGGACAUUACGCUUGAGCGUGGCCCUAAGCCCAUCAAGUUGCACAUCAUGGUCCGCGAACCGGAGAUUGUGGCUGGGAGCUCGAAGGGUGCAGGGACGGUACAGAUUGGUGCUUUUUGA